AUAAUGUAGACGACAUCUAGCGGCAGGCAUUGAAUUAGCUUGGGAGACAUCUAGCGGCAGGCAUUGAAUUAGCAUUCAUUCGAGUUCGUGUCGUGGGGCGGUGCGGUCGCCGGUCACGACCAAGGUCACGACAGUGUCGAGGCCAGAGUAUAUUGAGUGGGUCGAGGCCUUGGUGUCGGGCAUUUUUUUCGUCGUUGGUUUUCGUCGGUCCCUCGGGACGAGCUGCAAGCAAUAACGCACCUACCGUUCGUCGUUAUCUGUAUUGGACGUCAAACCCAAUACACUCUGGAAGCCGAAAUUAUGUGUGAAGUUGAAGUGCGGUGGUUGUGCGCCGGUGAUGGUCGCAGAAAAUAUAAGCACACGUGGUGAAGCAAGCUGAGCCGGUCGUUUCGUUGACAUUGGUGCCGAAACCCGGGACAAGACCGGGAUUGAUUUACUCAGUGUGCUAUUCGAGUGUGCAUUUCAAUUUGUUUUCAGUUGUCUUGAGAUAUGGCAGAUCUUGAGAAAGCGAAGAAGAGACGAGUAGCUGCCAAGGCCUGGGUAAGCCGAACAAAGAACAAGCUCUCUAAGGUUCUGGAUGACUGUGAACAGGAUGUUGAUGUUACAAGGAUACAGACUGUUCGCAGUGAACUUAAGAGCAGAUUGGAGGAACUGGACAGCAUCCAGUUGGAGUUGGAAGUUCUGUUCGAAUCUGAAGAUGACAUGCUGGAAGAUAUAAUCAAGGCUGGAUUGUUCAGAGAUGAAGUGACAGAAGCCAUUGAAAGAGCUGACAAGAUGGUAGCUGCUGCUGUCUCUGAUGGCAGACAAGGUAACGUGCCUGAAGCUGUAAGCUCAGCAUCUGUGUCAGCUUUGAGCCCUCAGCUCCCGAGACUAGAUCUCCCUAGCUUUGAUGGGGAUGUACUUAAAUGGAUUCCCUUCUGGGAGAGAUUCGGUGCAGCUGUUGGUGAACGAGAGUUGCCAGACGUGGUCAAGUUUGAGUACCUACAGUCAUGCUUGCAAGGUGAGGCGGCAAGAUGUGUUGCUGGUCUGUCGCUCACAUCAGCGAACUAUCAAGUAGCAUGCGAUUUAUUGUCAAAGAGGUUUGGGAAGCCUGAAGUGAUAAUCUUCAAUCAUGUUCAGCAGCUCCUAGCUAUUACUGGUCCUCUGUCUUCAACAUCCCAGUCCCUUCGCUCCCUCAUUGACAAUGUCCUGAUCCAUGUGCGUAGCCUGUCAGCCCUUGAGGUCACUGGUGAUAAGUACGGCAUUUUCUUGGUUCCUAUGAUCCUCAGUAAACUGAACCCUGACCUGAGGAUGGAGUGGGCCCGUCUUGGCCCAGGCAAAGAAGCGGACCUCAAUGCACUGAUGGACUUCCUGGCAGCAGAAGUUGAGAGGAGGGAAAGGUCCGGAGCAUUCACCAAGCUGCUGGGGACAACUCAGCCGGCCCGGGACGUCCGAGCAGCUGGCAGGAGCCAGCCUCACAAGGAUGUUCGACCGGCUGGGAGGAACCAGCCUCUCAGGGACUGUGUGAGACAGGCGCGGACUCCAUCUGGAGCCGCUCUGACUGCAUCAUCAGGGGUAUGUAUAUUUUGUGGAAAGGCACACAGGUCAGUGGAGUGUCAUGAGCUCCUCAAGCUCUCAGUUUCGCAGAGACAUGACUUGAUUAAGCAGUCUGGGGCAUGUUUUCGCUGCUUGUCCGAGUCACACCGGGCGAGGGAGUGCCAGUCAAAGUGCAGUACAUCGUGCCAGUUGCUGACUCUUGGUGAUCUGCACGAGGACGCCGUCCGUAACCUAUGGAGUCUGGAAGGCGUCGGCAUCCGUUCUGAUGAGGAGCCGGCCAGUUCGAAGGUGUUGGAGGAUUUCGAGUCCUCAGUCAGCUUCAGCGAUGAUGGCUCGCACAGUGUCACACUGGUGAUGGCGAAGGGCAGAGUGGCGCCGGUGAAGACAAUCGAGUCGAAGGUGAGCGAGACUCCGGUCGACGAGGCCGUUCUGGUAUCGGCUCCGGGUCCGGCCGAGUCUCCUCGGGAGACCGCGGCGUGUGACAGCGCCGGCGGCGCGGGAGGCGCGCGCUGUGUCGGCGAGGCGCUGCUGCCCUCCGAGCGCUGGGGAAAGUUUUCAAAGGCGGUGCGAGUCGUAGCAUGGGUGCGUCGCUUCAUUGAAAACUGUCGCUGCCCUCAGCAGAGGUCCAGGCGUCAUGAGUUGUCCUCCAUCGAGUUGGCUGACGCCAAGCGCGAGCUGCUGCGUCAGGAGCAGCGGAGCGAGUUUCACGAGGAGUGGACCGCUCUGGAGACGGCAGCUGUGAUCCGGAUGUAA
This is a messenger RNA of Amphibalanus amphitrite, 2289 nucleotides long. RefSeq lists its product as uncharacterized. Lineage: Eukaryota; Metazoa; Arthropoda; Thecostraca; Balanomorpha; Balanidae. The record is from RefSeq and is a predicted model, not a curated record. Gene Ontology annotation, molecular function: zinc ion binding; nucleic acid binding. The transcript is spliced from 6 exons. Bases 490 to 2289 code for a protein of 599 amino acids.